AAGUGCCGCCUGUCCGUCCGCUGUUUGCUCUCAAGCGUCUUUAGCUACAGCCGACACUGAGUGCAAGCAUAAAAAAUAACUUGAAAAACCUGUUAGACGAGAUGGCAGCCCAUCGAAUCGGUAAGACGCAAGAAGAUGAUGUCCAUUCAUCAGAAAUGGAAACGUCUCGGGAACAUGGGGUUGGCCUCCAGAAGAGACAAGCUCGGGUGACCGUGAAAUAUAACAGAAAAGAACUUCAGAAGCGGAUAGACGUGGAAAAGUGGAUAGAUGAAUGCUUGGAUAAGCUGUACUUAGGAAAGGAACACGAGACGCCCGAUGAGAUCAACAUAGAUGAGCUGCUUGACCUGUCCACCGAUGAGGAACGAGCAAAAAGAUUGCAGGAGAUCCUUCAGACCUGCAGCAACAACACAGAGGCGUUCAUCCGCGACCUGUUGGGGAUGCUGGAGGGCCUCCACAAGCAGGAGGAGCUCCAGAGCGAAGGCAUCGAGCACCCCGCGCCCUACUGCCACGGUCACCCCCGUCACGAGCCCUACCACUUCAACAGCCCCCACCACUGCAGCCAGCACCACCCUGCCAUCUGAGCUCUCCCCCCAUCCCCCCCCCCCCCCCCCCCCGCCCCCUGUCUCACACGCAGUCUGGCCGUGAUGAAGGACCAUGGGAUAGCAGACAUGGAAGGGAAGAAAAAAUCUCCAAAGCGCUUGAUGCUAAGACCACCGCCUGAAAAGGGUGGCACUCUGUAUCCAGACCAGCGUAUCGUUUGUGGUUAAAUACCCACGUGAUCCACUCGGUCACGCUGUUACCUCUGCUCCCUGUCCUGACGACGCCUCCCUCAACAAACGCCUGAACACUGACAGCCGCGGCACGAUGGAUACACCCAAUCAGGUCACUGGAAUUUUUGGAGUCAUCUAAACAUGAUAUAACUUUAGAGUUUCGUCGGCCAUUAAUUGUACCAUGGUAGGACUGUGAAUGAAGGACUAUGGACAGGAUAGUUCCCAUUUUGUGAAUGGCGUAACACUGAAAGUAUCCACAUUACACAGCUACGUUUUAACUAGAUUUGUUUUCAUCCUUAGUCCAUUGCUUUCAAUCUUAAGAAAUGGAUGUGUCACUAUGUUCUGCAGAAUAAUAUCUGGUAAAACUGAUUCUCUAAUGCCUACAGUGUUUUGUAUUUCUGGCUCAUUGUUGUAACACGUUUGAGUGAUCUCCAUUCAUUUAUCUUAUUCAAUUGGAAAUGAAGACAAAUAAAAUAUAUGUCAAUCACA
Messenger RNA from Hypomesus transpacificus, 1259 nucleotides. RefSeq names its product protein phosphatase 1, regulatory (inhibitor) subunit 14Aa (gene ppp1r14aa). The record is from RefSeq and is a predicted model, not a curated record. The coding region runs from base 102 to 581 and encodes 159 amino acids. The transcript is spliced from 4 exons. Gene Ontology annotation, biological process: regulation of phosphorylation. NCBI's taxonomy places the organism in Eukaryota, Metazoa, Chordata, Actinopteri, Osmeriformes, Osmeridae. Gene Ontology annotation, molecular function: protein serine/threonine phosphatase inhibitor activity. Gene Ontology annotation, cellular component: cytoplasm.